This is a messenger RNA of Bacidia gigantensis, 573 nucleotides long. RefSeq lists its product as uncharacterized. The transcript has a single exon. Lineage: Eukaryota; Fungi; Ascomycota; Lecanoromycetes; Lecanorales; Ramalinaceae. The coding region runs from base 1 to 573 and encodes 190 amino acids. The record is from RefSeq and is a predicted model, not a curated record.
AUGUUCACCAACUUUGCGUGGUUUCUAAUCCUCGAGAAAUGCCGACUCAAGACGCUUCUACUAUCCAUCGAGACACCAUUUAUGGGACCAGACGAACUUGAAGAAUACUACCACAAAGCUUAUCUCAGGAAGCAUCACUAUGAGGUAUACUUGUUAAGCCAAGAAGCAACCUAUCUUAGCGGCCAUUUGAAUCGCAUGUUGAUGCCUCUGGCAGCUAUCGACUUGAUCAUCCACGGCGCGGUCCAAAGUAUCAGCAUGAGGGUGUCUGUGUCAAGAAAAGACCCUGUGCUUCGAAGAAAUCAAGCGUGGUCACCCUGGCCAAAACGUUUCUUCGCGAUAAGUGACAAGGAGGUCCUCAGGAUUGAAGCUGCUUGGAGCAAGUACUUUCACAUCAAAAGAGACGCAUAUGGUACUUCAGAUGCUGAGGUACAAGGUCCUGCACGGCUGUUUCUUGGAGAUCCGGGUUUCAUCUAUUAUUCGCUUGAGAUGAAGCAUGCACCGAUUGAGGAAGAUGUGUCUUCUUUGGAUGAGGGAGAAAACUUGACGGGAAUGGGCCCCGAGGGGUCAUCUUGA